Messenger RNA from Eriocheir sinensis (Chinese mitten crab), 6332 nucleotides. RefSeq names its product dual specificity protein phosphatase 7-like (gene Mkp3). The record is from RefSeq and is a predicted model, not a curated record. Bases 297 to 1448 code for a protein of 383 amino acids. The transcript is spliced from 4 exons. Gene Ontology annotation, molecular function: protein tyrosine/threonine phosphatase activity; MAP kinase tyrosine/serine/threonine phosphatase activity. Gene Ontology annotation, cellular component: cytosol; cytoplasm. NCBI's taxonomy places the organism in Eukaryota, Metazoa, Arthropoda, Malacostraca, Decapoda, Varunidae. Gene Ontology annotation, biological process: protein dephosphorylation; negative regulation of MAPK cascade.
CGCCAUUGGCGGGCGCCGAGCACUCCCAUUGGCCACACGGCUCAUUGGCAGGCGGGGCGGUGUCGGCGGCGGGGAUUGGCGGAAGCGCUCGGUGACGUAGCGGCUCCGUACGGGACGUUUUCAUCAAUGGUCUGCUAAUUCAGAAGGUGGUGCGCCUGGUGGGAGUGCAGACACGACCCGCUGAGCCGCGCCUGGAGUGAGUGUCGCUGCUGGUGGUGGUGCUGAAGGGGAACGGGAGGAGCUGAUGCCCUCGGCGCCUGCUGGUGGUCCAGAGUGCUGCGUGGCCAUGCGCCGUCAUGCCUUCUCUUGAUGGUGACGCUACGGCAGGCUACAGCGGCGCAGGCAACAUGAGUGCGGUGAACGUGGCGCCGGCGGUGGAGGCCAGCUUCCUGUGCGAGGCGCUGAGGCAGGCGCGCGGCCCCGAUGAUAUCUUGGUGCUAGAUUGUCGUGGUGCCGACGACUAUGGUGCGUGCCACAUCCGCAGCGCCCUCAGCGUGGGGCUGCCUUCCCUCAUGCUGCGGCGGCUCACCUCGGGCAAGCUCAGCCUCCACCAGGUGGUGAGGCACCUGGCCGCUGACGGCGGCGACCGCCUCGCCCGUCUUCAUCAGUGUGUCCCCAUCGUGCUCUACGAUCACGCCCACGCCUCCUCCCCCAACACGCCAACCCUCAUGACCAUACUCUGCAAGAAAUUCAACCAAGAGGGCUGCGACGCGCACUGCCUGGCAGGCGGCUUCGAGGAGUUCCGGUCAAGGUUCCCGGAGUGGUGCGAGUCUUCCCUCCACGCUGAGCCUCCGAUCGUGGGCCUCAAAAGCCUGCGGAUAACGUGCUUGGAGGCGGAGGAGGAGGGGGUGGAGGGCGCCUGCGACUCCUCCCUCGGCCGAGACACGCCCCUCGACGACCUGGGCUUCCCUGUGGAGAUCCUGCCGCACCUUUACCUGGGCAACGCUCAAAACUCCGGCGAUCGGGACGCGCUGAACAGACACAAGAUCAGGUACAUCAUCAACGUCACGCCCAACCUGCCCAACGUGUUUGAUGAGUGCGGGAGCUUCAAGUACAUGAAGAUCCCCAUAGCCGACCACUGGAGUCAGAAUCUUGCCUCAUUCUUCCCCAAAGCCAUUCAGUUCAUUGACGAGGCCCGGGAGUCAGGCGUGGGCGUGUUGGUGCACUGUCUGGCCGGCAUCUCCCGUUCCGUCACCAUCACCGUCGCCUACCUCAUGUACAAGGAGAAGCUCAACCUCGAGGAAGCUUACGAGUACGUGCGCGUCAAGAAGGCCAACAUCGCGCCCAACUUCAACUUCAUGGGCCAGCUCCAGGACUUCCAGCAGCAGCUCAACCUGUCGCCGCACAAGUGUCAGUGUGUGGACACGUGCCGCUGCCGCCACCUCCACUUCCUCACCCCCGCCCGCACAUCCCCGGACUCUGGCAUCGAGUUUGAUCGGUUCUCCUGAGGACUGACCCCCGCUGCCUCCACGCCCGCCGGCGGCUUCCCCAGGCUGGCCAUCACCUCGCCCCAGCCGCCAUCCUCGCCGCCCGCGGGUCUGCAGGCAGUGGCUGCCGCUCCGCCCCCUUCGGCGAGCCCCUCCGUCGAGGAGCAAGAGCAGGAGGAGGAGGAGAGGGAGGGAGCCGCCACUCUUGACCCUCCUCACCAGUGACCUCGGUCGACACGGGCCACCCAUGUGCCAAAGGUGGAAUGGUGACCCGCCCCGCCCCGCCCUGCCGCCGCCCGGGGCCACCCACCUCCAGGCGGCGCCCCACCAGGCUCCAGGUACAAAUUUCUCGACGAGUGAUCUCGCUGUUGUUGUGGGCGGCCCAGGCAGGGAGGAGGCGCCACGCCGCUCACGAGAGUGUUUAUUUUUCAAGCCAGACUGUGAAGCGACGCGUGCGGUGGCCGGUGACAGGCGCGUGUGUAUGCGUGUGCGUGUGUGUGUGCGUGUUGAGGAGCCGCAGACUGUGUGUGUCCGGGACCAGCGGCGCGCCGGGCCAUCCUGACAAAAAGUUUAUAUUAUAACAAAAAAUAAAGAAAAAUACAUGUAAUAGAUCUCAAAAAUAAGUAUUUUCGUACCAGAUAAGAAGCCACGAGCAGGAGCCAUUGCACAGCCCGCCUUUAUUUUUCCGAAAGACUUCGCGAGACUGAGAGCGGCGGCGUGUUAUUUUCGGCGGCCGCCCGGCGUCACGGCGGCCGCGGGGAGGCGGUGAGUGUGCUGUGCUGUGCUGGGUCGCGCAACACGGCGAGCCACUCACACCGUUGUCGGCUUAACACAAAAUUACGUUAAACCUACACAUGUAACGUUACGAGGGACCUGCUACUGUUACUCGGGGUGGUGCGGAGUGAGUGACCUCCCACCCCACCCCCACCCACGCCCUCCACCCACACACGGAGCCCCACACCACCCUGCCCUGCCCCGCCCCGCCCACUGGUGAGCCUCGGGGCGCCUUACCCCCGGGCGAAGGACCCACAACAUUCGCACAACGUGAAGGGAUCGAAGUGUUGGUCUCUAAUAACAAGGUUUCUCACUCUGUACCAGUGUCGCCGCGUGAUCAAGUGCCUUGAACCAACCCUUGUUUACUAUCUCUCCGCGUCCCGCAAUUCAGGUCGAAGGAAGGAAAGGAUGAAGUGAAGAAGGAGAAGGAGAAAGGAAGAAGUGUAAAUAGUGAAAACAAACUGCAUGCGGACGUGGUAUAUAUAUAUUUUUUUCUUUUUUUUUUUACGUUUUCUCUUGUCUCUUUGUCAUUCAUUCACUUGGACGGAACAGACUAAGAACUGAAAGAAGAACAUCAUCAAUAAUCAAGCAAAGAAACAAACCAAUCCAGUGUGGUCGACGUGUUAAACUUAAGACAACUAGCCAACCAGUCACUAUUAUAUUAUUAUUAUUAUUAUUAUUAUUAUUAUUAUUAUUAUAUCCAUCUGUUAUUCCAUCCAUCCAUCCAUCCAGACCCUUAACCCGCCCACACGCCCGCCCUGUCCCCGCCCGCCCCCCUCGCCCCACGCCCACCACCACCACCACCCACUUUAAGUAAAACACAACAGUCUUACUUAGAUGUUGGACAGUUUGCACCGCGAGACGUUUUCUUUGCUAUCAUUUGAGUAAACAGGGCAAGACUCUCACUCCGAGUGCACGAGAGAGAGAGAGAGAGAGAGAGAGAGAGAGAGAGAGAGAGAGAGAGAGAGAGAGAACCUGCUCAUUUUGAUGUCAGUGUCGUAACAUUGUUUGACGGCGUUAGACAAGCAGACGUUUUCUUUCCCUUGAGAGUGACGUACGUAGCCCCGUUUUCAUUUAACAACUUUAUGCUGUUUAGCGCAGAGAGAAACGUGAACUCGAUGUUAAAACACCACUAGACGUUCGUGCUCAAGCUACAUAGAGUUACAUUUUCAUUUCCCCGUUCUCACCUCCCUGAUUUGCCCCCGCCUCCGAUGAUUUCUGUUCAGUGUUGUGGUAGCGAAGACGGUGCCGCGUAGAACAGGAAUUAGUCGUCUGGUGUAGCUGUUAGUGUGUGUCUGCGCUUCGAACUGAACGGACAUAGAACAAAAAAAAAAAAAACGUCGUGUGUAUUAAAAACCAUAGACUAUUACCAUUACCAGUACCACCUACGUCUUUAUUCGCAAUAGAGCGUGUGCGUCCACACACACACACACACACACACACACACACACACACACACACACACACAUACGGGAGAAAAAAAAAUAUUAGAAGUCGUACGGAUUUGUUUUGAUAUUCGGUCAGACUCGCUUGAAGGUGGCGGCUGCGGCGGCGGUGGCGGUGGUGGCGGCAACGUCAGAUUCUGAACGUAGUGCAUUUUGUAUACACCACACAAGACGCAUUUUUGCUACUACGCUGUCCUCUUUUUUAAACCACGAACCACUACCAGAAACGGCUGAGUGCUAGACAUGCUUAGUUCACUCUUAGAUCGGGUCCAGUGCUGGAAGCUGGGCCCUCGAAAAGCUACAUAAAGAGUAAUAAUACUAAUGAUAACAAAGCUGUUUAUACGACUAAGCAUUCUAACGUUUUUAUUUUUUUGGAAACAGACACAAUAGAGAAAAAAAUAAGGUGUAAAGGGAUUUCGUUUGUACUGCUGUUUGAAAUGCACUCCACUCCGCUCAUUUUAUAUACCAGGCUAGUUGGGUUUGGUCACGAGAGGGAAAAUUAACAGAACUGAAGGUGUGAUUUUCCCCCCAUCCAAGAACCAACCCAUUUUUGUACACAACUCUCCACCACACGAGACUCACACCCACACUAGACCGCUUCCAUUCCCCUGGCUCAACGUUGCCUCCUCCCUCGUCUUGGCAAUACCACAGGCUAUCUAGGCUUUCACUUGACACUUAGGGAGAAUAACCUUUGGCCAAAACACACACUAGUUAUAUUACGAUCACCCUCUGUCCCCCUCUUCUCUCGUCCUUCCUUUUAUUAUUGACCAAGUUAGAUGUUACACCGUAGCGCCUCUCAGCGUGGUGGAAGGGCUAUCAUAGGUUGUGUCUGUGUAGGUGACGGUACUACCAGCUGUCUGUGUACGUACGUGUGUGUUUUCUGUACUAGCUUCUCCUUGGCAGGCGUGCUCGAAAAGGCUAUAUAGGGAGCAAGGUCUGAUGGGUGUGAUGCCGAAGAAUUAUUGAGUCAAGCGUGUGUUGCUGUUUGUUGUUCUUGAGUGGAGGAGACGCCGAGUACAGGGACGAGGCUUCAGGGCGGGUGUUGUUUCCUUCCCGUGUGUUGUUCCUUCUUUUUAACGGAGGAAAGAGUUUGUAUUGCGGACGUCCGUAGCCAGGAAGUGACGGUCCUCGAGGGGGUUGACAACUACCAACGCUUACUGUUUAUUGUGCCUGUAGGAAUAUAAGACUAAAAAUAUCGAGAGCAAGUGGCUGAGCGAAGUCGAUAAUCAAGAACGCCAUCAAGGGCAGAGAGCGAAGGUGACCUAUGGACAGUUUUCGUGUUGAGUCUCAAAGGAACCAGAAGAUGCAGGAACAGGAGCAGCCUUUAGCCUAGCCGACGAGCCUCCCCGUACCCUCUUAUUGACCCCCCGAGGAACGAGUCUCCCUGGCCACGUCUUGCCUUGAAGCCUUGAAUCUGUGCCCGUGUGUCAAGGAGCUGAGCCGAGUCACAAAUCCGAGGACCGAGAUGAGCGUUGCUUUAGACCGUCUGAGAAACUUUCCACAGGACCGCUACUGGUUAAGCUCAAGCACAAAACUUACUUAUUUAUGUAUUUAUUUAUUUAUUAUUGUUCUGUUCGUCCCUUUUGGCCGGGUGAGUUAUUCUACCUGACUGUCCCUUAAUCGGGUGGGUGUCAGACACUGGACCAAGUACUGUGCCUGUCAGCCAACUGGUUAAUUGAUCAUUUCCAAGUGGGUUUACCGAUGUAGAGAUGCUGGUGAAUGUAAGAGUAAGAGGAGUCUUCUAUUUUGAACGGAACAAGAUUCUAGAGAAAUUAGUUUUUUGUAAUAGUAUCUACUGUUAAUGUUAUUGUUCUAUUUAACUAGGAAUAUCGUUAUAACUAUCUACAUAGUUAUUUAAUAUAAUUUUGGUUACUGUAUAACCAGUAUCAUUUAUACUUAAAAACUUCGGUCCUCCUUUUUUUAGUUUCUAAUGUAAUGCAAUAAACAAGACAAUUUUAGUUAUAUUUAUCCUUUCCCCUUUUUUUUCAGUAUAACCCUCGAAGUAUUCCCUCUGUUUCAUUCCAUUGUUUUGGGUUCUUUGUGUUUUGUCGUAGUUAUUUUUUCCUCUUUUUAGAAGUUUUUAAUUCUUAUUUCAUCUAAUUCCUUUUAUUCAAUUUUUAUUCCUUUUUGUACCUGAACUAAUAAUACCUUGAAAUAUUUUGCAUCUCAACAUUCAACUACCGAGAAAAGGCUCACCAGAAUUCCAUUUAUAAAUUCCUUAUAUUCUCCAACUUUAUUUGCCCCUCAGGGUUGUUCAUGAUUCCUAAAGCUGAUGUUAAUUAAAUGUAUUCUGUCUACAUUCUGCACCUUUCCUUUCAUAUUAAUACAUGCCACUUUGGUCCGCCGUGACGACUCAUUUCCAAUCGUUCGUUCCCUUAUGUCUCGUUUUCCUUCUCAAUGACUAGUUGGUUCUUUUAGACGUGCUCAAACCACUUCUCUGUCCCGAUCAUCGAUGACACUGUCGCACCUGUCCUCUGUUCUACCUCAAGGAUUUCUCUAGAACUUUAUUUAUCAGGUAAUUUAAUACAUACAUACAAUACAUAUAUAUAAAUAUAUAGUUUUCUUGGCUUUUUCUGUCUUGAUCAUUGUUGACUUCAGAAACAGUUUGUAUGAUGAAUUGUAACUCUCCUGCCGACAAGAUAAGAGAUGUUACUAUAUUUUCUGAUAAUAAAUGAUAUAAACUGUA